This is a messenger RNA of Dromiciops gliroides (monito del monte), 3282 nucleotides long. Its product is annotated as nardilysin-like. Gene Ontology annotation, molecular function: metal ion binding. The record is from RefSeq and is a predicted model, not a curated record. Lineage: Eukaryota; Metazoa; Chordata; Mammalia; Microbiotheria; Microbiotheriidae.
AUGCCGGGCAGGAACAAGGCCAAGUACACCUGCAGCUGCCCGGACCUGCAGCCCGGUGCACAGUAGGCCGGCGAGAGCGGCCGGGCUGCCCGCCUGGCAGCAGACGAGUCCGAGGAGGAGGGGGGAGGCCGCCGGGGAGGUCCGCUCAGCAACGUCGAGGACCCUGCCAUCGUCAAGACUCCCAGCGACCCCAAGCAGUACCGGUACAAAUUACGGAAUGGCUUGCAGGCACUUUUGAUUUCAGACCUAAGUAAUACAGAAAACAAAUCUGGGGAGGCAACAGAUGAGGAGGAAGAGGAAGAAGACAAUGAUGAUGAUGACGAAGAUUCAGCAGCUGGACUAGAAGAUGAUGAUGAAAAGGUUGAUGAUGAAGGUGACUUUGAUGAUAAAGAUGAACAUGAUGAUGAUGAUCUUGACACUGAAGAUAAUGAAUUGGAAGAAUUAGAUGAAAGGGCAGAAGAAAAGAAGAAAACUACAGAAAAGCAGCCCGUGGCUGUGCUUUGUGUUGGAAUUGGAAGUUUUGCUGAACCGGAUGACCUCCCUGAGCUGGCACACUUUUUGGAACACGUGGUUUUCAUGGGCAGCCUGAAGUAUCCAGACGAGAAUGGGUUUGAUGCUUUCCUGAAGAAGCAUGGGGGCAGUGACAAUGCCUCAACAGACUGUGAACGCAAGGUCUUCCAGUUUGAUGUCCAGAGGAAAUACUUCAAGGAGGCUCUUGAUAGGUGGGCGCAGUUCUUCAUUCGUCCCCUGAUGAUUAGAGAUGCCAUUGACCGUGAAGUGGAAGCUGUUGAUAGUGAAUAUCAACUUGCAAGACCUUCCAAUGCAAACAGAAAGGAAAUGUUGUUUGGAAGCCUUGCCAGACCUGGGCAUCCCAUGGGGAAAUUCGUUUGGGGGAAUGUGGAGACCCUCAAACAUGAGCCAAAAAGGAACAACAUUGACACCCAUGGCAGACUCCGGGAGUUCUGGCUGCACUGUUACUCUGCGCAUUACAUGACCCUGGUGGUGCAGUCAAAAGAAACACUUGAUACCUUGGAAAAGUGGGUGACCGAAAUCUUCUCCAACAUCCCAAACAAUGGGUUGCCUAAACCAAAUUUUGGCCAUUUACUGGAUCCGUUUGACACACCAGCAUUUAACAAACUGUACAGAGUGCUUCCUAUCAGGAAGGUGCAUGCCUUGACCAUCACGUGGGCCCUUCCUCCCCAGCAACAGCAUUACAGAGUGAAGCUGCUUCAUUACAUCUCCUGGCUAGUGGGACGUGAAGGCAGAGGCAGCAUCCUGUGCUUUCUUAGAAAGAAGUGCUGGGCUCUGGCGUUAUUUGGUGGGAAUGGUGAGACAGGAUUUGAGCAAAAUUCUACAUAUUCAGUGUUCGUAAGUAUUUCUAUUACCUUGACUGAUGAAGGUUAUGGACACUUCAAUGAGGCUCAUACUGUGUUCCAGUAUUUAAAAAUGCUUCAGCAGCUAGGACCUGAUAAAAGAAUUUUUUUAGAGAUUCAGAAAAUUGAGGAUAAUGAAUUUCAUUACCAAGAACAGACAGAUCCAGUUGAGUAUGUGGAAAACAUGUGUGAGAACAUGCAGCUGUACCCCCUGCAGGACUUCCUCAUCGGUGACCAGCUUCCGUUUGAAUAUAAACCAGAGAUUAUUACCGAUGCCCUUAAUCAGCUAAUCCCACAAAAAGCCAACCUCGUCCUACUGUCUGCUGCUAAUGAGGGAAGAUGUGACCUCAGGGAGAAGUGGUUUGGGACUCACUACAGCAUAGAAGAUAUUGAAAAAACAUGGGCUGACCUGUGGAACAGUGACUUUGAAUUAAAUCCAGAUCUGCAUCUUCCUGCUGAAAAUAAAUAUAUAGCCAUGGACUUUGCGCUGAAACCUUUUGAUUGCCCUGAAACGGAAUAUCCCGUCAAGAUUGUGAACACUGCUCAAGAAUGCCUGUGGUACAAGAAAGACAACAAAUUCAAAAUCCCCAAAGCCUACAUCCGCUUCCACCUCAUCUCACCCUUGAUUGACACUGCUUCCAACGUGGUGCUUUUUGACAUCUUCGUGAACAUCCUCACCCACAACCUGGCUGAGCCCACCUACGAAGCAGAUAUGGCCCAGCUGGAGCACAAGCUGGUGGCCGGAGAGCACGGCUUGAUCGUUAGAGUGAAAGGGUUCAACCACAAGCUACCUCUGCUGUUUCAGCUCAUCAUUGACUACUUAGCUGACUUUGAUUCUACUCCGGCUGUCUUUGGGAUGAUAACAGAGCAGCUAAAGAAGACUUACUUCAACAUCCUGAUUAAGCCUGAGACGCUGGCCAAAGACGUGCGACUUUUGAUCUUGGAGUACCCUCGGUGGUCCGUGAUCGACAAGUACCAAGCCCUGCUUCAGGGCUUCACCAUAGAGGCCCUGCUCAACUUUAUGAAGGAGUCCAAAUCCCAGCUCUUUGUGGAGGGCUUGGUGCAAGGUAACUUCACAAGCAAAGAGUCUACAGACUUCCUGAAGUAUGUGGUUGACAAGCUGGAUUUCAAGCCCCUGGAGAAGGGGGUUCAGUUCCGAGUGGUUGAGCUGCCCGGCGCCCACUACCUGUGUAAAGUGAAGGCCCUUAACAAAGGAGAUGCCAACUCAGAAGUCACUGUUUACUAUCAGUCAGGUGCCCGGGGCCUGAAGAAGUACACCCUCGUGGAGCUGCUUGUGAUGCACAUGGAAGAGCCUUGUUUUGACUUCCUUAAAACCAAGCAGACUCUCAGGUGUCACAUCUACCCAACCUGCAGGAAUACAUCGGGGAUUCUGGGCUUCUCCGUCACUGUAGGGACUCAGGCCACCAAGUUCAACUCCGAAAUUGUUGAUAAGAAAAUAGAGGAAUUUCUUUCUUUGUUUGAAGAAAGGAUGGAGAACUUAACAGAAGAUGCUUUUCGUACUCAGGUCAUAGCUCUGAUCAAACUGAAGGAGUCUGAGGACACACACCUUGGAGAGGAGGUAGACCGAAACUGGAAUGAGGUAGACCACCUGGCCCAUGAGAUUCAAGCUCUCAAGUCUUUCUCCAAAGCAGACCUGGUGAACUGGUUCAAGUCUCAUAGAGGAAAUGGCAGCAAAAUAGUCAGUGUGCACGUCGUUGGCUAUGGAAAAUAGGAGACAGAAGAUGAUGGUUCUGCUAGUGAUUCUUCCAAUUCUUCCUUUGAUGAAGUGGCUCAACUGACCUAUUUACCAACCUCACCUCUGCUGGCAGAUUCCACCAUCCCCAUUACUGAUAUCAGGGCUUUCACAUCAACUCUUAACCUUCUCCCCUACCAUAAAAUAGUCAAAUAA